AUGUCGUGGGCUCUGGAUCUUAUACUCGGCGCCCACAACUGGUACCAGGGCGUCUCUAAGAUAGCAGCCUCUACCAAAAAGACCGCCUCACCACUCCGUCUCGGCAUCCUAGGCGCCGCAGCCAUCAACCCAGCCGCCAUCUUCGACCCGGUCUCAACGCACCCCGAUGUAAUCAUCGUCGGCAUAGCAGCUCGCUCAAAAUCCAAAGCCGAGGCGCAAAUCAAGCAGUACUCCCUCACCUCCGCCAGAGCCUACUCCAGCUAUGACGACCUCCUCUCCGACCCAACCAUCGAGGCGGUGUACGUCCCCUUACCCAACGGCCUCCACGCCGAAUGGGCAAUCAAAGCCCUGCAAGCAGGCAAGCAUGUGCUGCUCGAGAAGCCCAUCGCGAGCAACGCACAGCAGGUCCGGGAUAUCCGCCGGGUCAGCGAGGAGACCGGUGAGGUAGCCCUCGAAGCGUUCCAUUGGCGUCUCUAUCCCGCGGCGCAUCUAGUGAAAUCCCUCGUCGACAGCGGCGAGUACGGUAAAGCUACCGAAGUGAAAGCCAAGUGGGAGCUACCUGCUGGACUGUUUGCAAAGGACGAUAUUCGCUUUCACUAUGACCUAGCAGGCGGCUCAUGCAUGGACCUCAUGUACGUCUUCAGCGCGACAUCGUACUACGCCACCCCGACCCCCAACCUGAAGGAUGCGGAAGUCGAAGUCCUGGAAGCGAAAGCAAGACCGAACAAGACCGACCCGCGGAUCGACGACGCUAUGAGCGCUACCUACGUGCUCCGCUCGGACUCGCACUCUACCCUCUGCAAGAUCGAAGCCGACCUGGCUGCCCCAUGGCUUUGGGGUCUCGUACCCAAAUUCUGGACCCUGAUGCCUUCCCUCUCCAUUGAGAUGGAGCAGGCUACGAUACUCUUCCCGGGUUUUGCUGGACCUUGGUCUGGUCACGCUAUCACUGUGACCGACAAGGCCACGGGAAAGGUGACGAAGCAUUCGCAGUAUGUGGACGGGGCGCAAUGGGGCCAGAGAGGAGCGAGGUUUUGGACAACUUAUAGGUAUCAACUGGAGGCUUUUGUGGACAAAGUUAGAGCUGUGCAGGCAGGGGCGGAUGUGAGGAGGCUUGGGGAGAUGAGCGGGCCGUGGGUUAGUUUAGAUGAGAGUGAGGCGGUUGUGGGCAUCGUGGAAAAGGUGUAUGAGAAGGCUGGGAUACCUUUACGCAAGUAG
Messenger RNA from Anthostomella pinea, 1215 nucleotides. NCBI's taxonomy places the organism in Eukaryota, Fungi, Ascomycota, Sordariomycetes, Xylariales, Xylariaceae. The record is from the annotation of a GenBank genome assembly.